AACCCAUAGUCAACACCCUAUCUAGUCAAACUCCAUCCGCCGUCCACCGCCGGCUGCGCCACCAUGCGUCCUGGUACCACGCUUGGCACAGCUGCCGGAAAACACCCGCUGUUUCGGGGGAUUCGGACCAGAAGCGGCAAGUGGGUUUCCGAGAUUCGCGAGCCCGGAAAGACCACGAGGAUAUGGCUGGGGACUUACCCGACGCCGGAGAUGGCGGCGGCCGCAUAUGACGUGGCGGUGCACGCCCUUAGGGGAAACGACGCCGUGCUCAACUUCCCAAGCCUCGUGGACAGGUACCCCGUGCCUGGUUCCCAUUCGCCGGCGGAUAUCAGAAGUGCCGCCGCUGCCGGAGCUACUAUAGUUCAGCGGAUUCAUAGCGGCGGUGAUUGGGGAGCAGGAGGCGUGAAUGACGGCGCACGUCCGGCGGCGGAGGUGGAUGAGAUGCACGGGAACGGGGAGUACGUCGACGAAGAAGCUUUAUUCGAUAUGCCCAAUUUGCUGGUGGACAUGGCGGGUGGCAUGAUGGUGAGUCCGCCGAGAAUGAGUGCGCCGGCAGCCGAUGAUCCGCCGUCUAAUUCCGACAUUGAAAGUCUAUGGAGCUAUUAAUGUACUAACGUGGAGCAUAUAUGCACGGACUAGUUCUACGUAUAUGACCUGCAUGGAAUGUCAUGCAAAGAAAUGGAAACGGUGUUC
Cuscuta campestris is the source of this 693-nucleotide messenger RNA. NCBI's taxonomy places the organism in Eukaryota, Viridiplantae, Streptophyta, Magnoliopsida, Solanales, Convolvulaceae. The record is from the annotation of a GenBank genome assembly.